CCGCCGGGUAAACAGUGGAGAUUCUGCUCAUGGUUUAUAAAAUGGCCAAAAGUGGCAUUUCAAGUGCUAAAAAGCCGCGCAAGAAACGUCAAUCGAUAAACUUUUUGACCCCAAGAGAAAGAUCAAAGCCAAAAGAAAAGACCACUCCGGAAAAUGGAGACCAAGACUCGCAAUAUGGAGACUCAGAUAUGGACUUAUCGUCAGGUAAUAAAAGAAUCAAAAUAGUUUCUUCGACACCGAAAUCAUCGCCAACAGGACAUCGAGAUGACAGUAGCUCGGAAAGCGUUUUAAAGACUCCAGUAGCUCGGGAAAAGAAGAAAACCAGUGGGAGGCCUGCUCACACGACUGUGAUCACGACAGAAAAUGAUAACCAUGACAUUACGAAGGAAAUUGCCAGAAAACCUGCGACCGAUAAAGGAGGACAGGAAAAGGAAAUGAAAACAAGCACGAAGACUAAGAAAAGGAAACGACCUUCAGUCAAUUUUGUUGCUUACAAAGAACGAAGACGAGUUAGUCACCACCAAUCUAAUACAGGGCAUACCCUCAAAAGAGGGGAAAAUGUCGAUAGUGAUGCCAAAGCAUUUAACAGCUCAGUAUCAAGUAUCAGCAGACUUUCUAAUAACCAUAUCAGUAAGUUGUCGGAUAGCUGCUCCGACAGUCAAUCGAUAGAACAUUCGACAGGUGUUCUGGUGUCAUCCAAAACCAGUCAAAAACGGAAAAUGGCUGGUGAAAAGGAACUGCAGGCUACACCCGGUCGUGAAGCAAAAAAACGCAAAACGUCAAAGACUGCUUCUCCAGCAAACUCCUCUCUCACUCCAACAUCCUCAAGUACCAGAGGCAGACCUAAAUCAAGGAAGUCGUCGGGAAUACAUACGGCUCUAGAUCGAAUAAGGGAUCUUAAAGUGACUAAGAAGUCUUUCGAAAAGUGGAAGCCUUUGUCCAAAGUAACAAUAGCGUUCGUGGAGGAUAUCAUGAAAUCUGUGACACUGAGUGUCAUUGCCGAAGCGAAUCUGGAAACUGACGAGGGCGCAGGAAAAUGUCUUGCAACGUUAAAAAGAAGGGUUAUGGAAAGAAUUCCAACUUUGAAGGCACCGCACACGAAAGGAGAUUAUCGAAAAAUGGAAUCAGAGAAUAGAUUAUCUGAAGAUGCUUAUCUUGAAAAGUCAAGGGAGUUGAACAUUUUAAAUAAGAAAAUCGAAGAGGAACAAAAACUAUUGGAUAAACAGACAGCAAUGGUUGGCGAUCUCACGAAACAACUUGAAAAAUUUGAACAUGAGCUGGAAAUUUUAGAAAGAGAUAAGGCCCAUCCAUUAAUUAGACAGUCGAAGGAUGUGCUCAACCUUCCGAUGUUACCGGAUGAUUUCUUCAUCGAGGAUGAGAUCUUUGAACAGAGUUUGGACGAAUUUAAGAGCCCAGAAGAAAGGCAUCUGUGCGAGACUUUGCUGGAUUUGCGACAAAAUAACAAGGAUGCAGACGUGGGUAAAUGGAUGGAGAAAUUAACAGAUUUUGCUAAAGAAUUACAAGAAUAGCGCUGAACCCAGCAAAAGUCAAUUCAAUUCGGGAAUUUUCUUUGGUACAUACCAAAGUGAAAUACAUACAAUACAUACCUGCUCAGUUUUUGUUGAGGAGCAUUUACUUACUGAUACUUUGCGGUGAAACAGUAGCGAACAAUUCAACCCUCGGCCCUGGCUAUACGAAGCUUCAAUUUUUUCUCGGAAGUAAAGCAAAGCAACUGCGAAAGGCGUAAUGGAAGUUUAUUUGCAUGACGGAUUUUAAAAUAUUGUGUAAUGUAUAUAUAACAAUGCAUAUUUUUCUUUGGGUGCUGAUAAAGGU
Messenger RNA from Dendronephthya gigantea, 1833 nucleotides. RefSeq lists its product as uncharacterized. Lineage: Eukaryota; Metazoa; Cnidaria; Anthozoa; Malacalcyonacea; Nephtheidae. The transcript has 10 exons. The coding region runs from base 30 to 1529 and encodes 499 amino acids. The record is from RefSeq and is a predicted model, not a curated record.